AAUAUUCUAUGGCUUGGAUGACUUACAUUUCACAUUGGUUUGAGCAAGAUGAUUGGUAUGAAGGACUUCAAAGAGCAAACAUGUCCCAAGUAAGGCAAGUGGGACUGCUGGCUGCUGGAUGUCAACCAUGGAAUAAGGAUGUAUGUGCCGCCUAUGGAGACAGGUUUGCAUAUUGUGCGACCCUUGCUAUCUAUAUUUAUCAGUUGGAUCACCGUUAUAAUGAAUUCAAACUUCAUGCAAUUAUGUCUGAACAUAAAAAAACAAUCACAGCAAUCUCUUGGUGUCCGCAUAACCCUGAUGUGUUUGCAAGUGGCAGUACCGAUAACUUAGUGAUCAUUUGGAAUGUUGCAGAACAAAAAGCCAUUGCUAAACUCAACAACACAAAAGGGAUUCCUGCCUCUCUUAGCUGGUGCUGGAAUGCAGAUGAUGCUGUGGCAUUUGUUUCCCACAGAGGCCCACUUUUCAUUUGGACUAUCUCAGGACCAGAUAGUGGAGUGACUGUACACAAAGAAGCUCAUAGCUUCUUGUCUGACAUCUGUAUAUUCAGAUGGCAUACCCAGAAAAAGGGGAAAGUUGUGUUUGGUCACAUUGAUGGAAGUCUAUCAAUUUUCCAGCCAGGUAAUAAAAAUCAGAAACAUGUUCUGAGACCUGAAUCUCUUGAAGGAACAGAUGAAGAGGAUCCAGUUACAGCUCUGGAAUGGGACCCACUAUCUACUGAUUAUCUUCUUGUGGCUAAUUUGCAUUAUGGAAUUCGCCUACUAGAUUCUGAAUCACUUUAUUGCAUAACAACAUUUAAUUUUCCCAGUGCAGCAGCUUCUGUACAGUGUUUAGCCUGGGUUCCCAGUGCUCCUGGGAUGUUUAUAACUGGAGAUUCUCAAGUGGGUGUUUUACGCUUUUGGAAUGUUUCAAGAACAACACCUAUUGAUAAUUUUAAAUUAAAGAAAACAGGAUUUCACUGCUUACAUGUACUGAAUUCUCCUCCAAGGAAAAGAUUUUCAGUCCAAUCUCCAAUCAAAAAUCAUUAUACAUCCUCAACAAGUGAAGCAGUUCCACCCCCAACUUUGACACAGAAUCAAGCAUUUUCUCUUCCUCCUGGUCAUGCGGUGUGUUGUUUCUUGGAUGGUGGAGUUGGACUUUAUGAUAUGGGAGCCAAAAAGUGGGAUUUUCUUAGGGAUUUGGGACAUGUGGAAACUAUUUUUGACUGCAAAUUCAAACCUGAUGAUCCGAAUCUUUUAGCAACAGCUUCAUUUGAUGGCACUAUAAAAGUUUGGGAUAUAAACACAUUAACAGCAGUAUACACUUCCCCGGGUAAUGAAGGGGUUAUUUAUUCCCUUUCAUGGGCUCCAGGUGAUUUAAGUUGUAUUGCUGGGGCAACUUCACAAAAUGGUGCUUUUAUUUGGGAUGUUCUAAAAGGCAAAAUGGUACAACGAUUUAAUGAG
This is a messenger RNA of Galeopterus variegatus (Sunda flying lemur), 1439 nucleotides long. Its product is annotated as WD repeat-containing protein 17-like. NCBI's taxonomy places the organism in Eukaryota, Metazoa, Chordata, Mammalia, Dermoptera, Cynocephalidae. The record is from RefSeq and is a predicted model, not a curated record. The transcript has 9 exons. Gene Ontology annotation, molecular function: protein binding. The annotation marks the transcript as partial.